AUGAAGAACGUCAAUCUAUGGUUGAAUCAAGAGAGCAGAACAGGAACGCCAGUCUCAAGGUCCACAUUGAGAGGGGACUACGCAAGACUCAAUUUCCCUAACCUAAAGCAUACUCAUCUGGCUGGCAACCCUCUGCACUUGUUUGUUGAUGCCAAGCUCCAAGCAAUUUGCCAGACCCUAGAGAGCUCUAGGAAGAAGAAAGUUAGCAUCGAAUCGAAGCCUGAAUCGGUUGUUUCAUUGCUGACCGUUGAGACUGAGGAGUCAUGUUCUUCUUCUUCUGUGGUGACGGGGGCAACGAGUUUUACGGUUUCAGAGAUCGAGAGCUUGGAUUUCAACGAGGUGCUGUGGGACGAUGUCGAGGACUUUGUGUUGAGGAAAUACUCAACUUAUGAGAUUGAUUGGGAUUCUAUAUUCUCUUCAGCUUAG
Asparagus officinalis (garden asparagus) is the source of this 426-nucleotide messenger RNA. RefSeq names its product ethylene-responsive transcription factor RAP2-4-like. NCBI's taxonomy places the organism in Eukaryota, Viridiplantae, Streptophyta, Magnoliopsida, Asparagales, Asparagaceae. The transcript has a single exon. The record is from RefSeq and is a predicted model, not a curated record. The coding region runs from base 1 to 426 and encodes 141 amino acids.